CUCACUCACUCAUUUUUAACUGCUCGCCCUUGAUUAGAUUAAAUGUUUGAUUAUAUAGGAACGUUGCAUUCCUUUAGCCGGGUGAGAAUUUCGGUCCGUUAAAUAUAAAAGUAUUUACACGAGUCGAGACCUAUAUCCAGUCAACCGCAGCCAUAAAAUAAGCCCGUCCACAUUUAUUCUUCUGUGAAUUUCCGAGAAGAAAUAAAAUAAUGAAGAAUUUUAGCGAAAUUCCCGUCGUGGAUUUAAAGUUCUGUGAUUCUAUAACUCCACCAACUGAUGAAGAUAUUUUGAGAAGCAUUUCCCAAGCGUUGGACGCCGGUCUGGUAUCUCAUGGCUGUGCUUAUUUAGCCAAUCAUGGUGUUCCGGAUGAAAUUUUUCAAAACGUUUUCGAAAAAUCCAGCCACUUUUUCCACCUCCCUGCCAGUGAGAAAAAUCUGUAUCAGAAAUCUGGCAAGAAGUUCGCCGACUAUGGCGGAUAUUACGUCUCAUCCCGACAGCAGGUCCGGGAACGAUAUGAUUUCAUGUUUCAGACUGAGAUCGUAAAAAAUAAGACGCCAGAAUUAAUUCAGCAUGCAUUCUCGCAGUACAGGAGCCAUUUAAACACAGUGGCAGGAUUUUUAUUUAAUCGAAUCGAAACCGCGUUGGACUUGGAGAAGGAUUCACUCCUCAAUGCGCACAGAGGGGCGUUGUUUCAGGACCCAGAUGUCGAAACUAGGGCACAUAUCAGUUCCCUUUUUUACGGGAAAUUGAACCCGGAUGAUGUGGAACAAGAGCCGGAAACUCUUAUCAUGGAUGAACACACGGAUUUCACGUCCAUCACGCUAAUUACUACGUCAGCUCCUGGCAUACAGGUGAAAGGAGAGUUUGAUGGAAAUUGGAUCAAUGUGAGUCCCAAAAGUGGAACAAUUUUCUUACACGUUGGAGACAUCCUGGAGCGUUGGAGUGGGGGACGGUACCCAGCAACUGUGCAUCGAGUAAAAUACUAUGAAAAUAUUUGUGGUAAUCGGCAAUCGAUUCCGUACUUUCUUCACCCAGACGUCCACGCAAAGGUGGAGCCUUUAAUUCCUAUCGCACCUGGAUGGGGAUCAUAUCCUGCGAUUACUGCGGGGGAUUAUUGGAUCUUAAAAAUGAGGGAGAAGCAAAUUAAACUAAAUAAUUAAGGCUUCAUUUAAAACUAUUUUAUUCUGUGAGAUUAAUAAUAAUUGAUUUAUUGCAUCAUA
Folsomia candida is the source of this 1220-nucleotide messenger RNA. RefSeq names its product UPF0676 protein C1494.01. The record is from RefSeq and is a predicted model, not a curated record. The transcript is spliced from 4 exons. NCBI's taxonomy places the organism in Eukaryota, Metazoa, Arthropoda, Collembola, Entomobryomorpha, Isotomidae. The coding region runs from base 210 to 1160 and encodes 316 amino acids. Gene Ontology annotation, molecular function: dioxygenase activity.